Messenger RNA from Malus domestica (apple), 1585 nucleotides. Its product is annotated as 3beta,22alpha-dihydroxysteroid 3-dehydrogenase. Gene Ontology annotation, molecular function: iron ion binding; monooxygenase activity; heme binding. Gene Ontology annotation, biological process: brassinosteroid homeostasis; multicellular organism development; brassinosteroid biosynthetic process. The record is from RefSeq and is a predicted model, not a curated record. NCBI's taxonomy places the organism in Eukaryota, Viridiplantae, Streptophyta, Magnoliopsida, Rosales, Rosaceae.
CAUAUAAAUAUAUACACACACACUGAGCUUGUAGAGAGAGAGAGAGAGAGACUGUGUGUGUCUACCAAGUAUUAAAAACCCCAUGGAUUUCCUCUUCUCAUUUUUCUUGGUUUUCUGUCUCCUUUCAACCCUAGUUUUUAUUUUUCUCAGAAAGUCUAGGUGCCGGAGGCUGAGGCUGCCUCCGGGGAACCUAGGGUUACCAUUUAUAGGGGAGACUCUGCAGCUUAUCUCAGCCUACAAGACUGAGAACCCGGAACCGUUCAUCGACGAGCGCGUGAACCGGUUCGGACCCUUGUUCACAACUCACGUGUUCGGAGAGCCGACCGUGUUCUCCACCGACCCGGAGACCAAUCGUUUCAUCUUGCAGAACGAAGGGAAGCUGUUCGAGUGCAGCUACCCGGGCUCCAUAACCAACCUUAUGGGGAAGCACUCUUUGCUGCUGAUGAAGGGCAGCCUCCAUAAACGGAUGCAUUCUCUGACCAUGAGCUUUGCAAACUCUUCGAUCAUUAGGGACCACCUUUUGGACGACAUAGACCGGUUGAUCCGGCUCAACAUGGAUUCCUGGGCCGACCGGAUCUUUCUCAUGGAGGAGGCCAAAAAGAUAACUUUUGAACUAGCAGUGAAGCAACUCAUGAGCUUUGAUCCAAAUGAAUGGACCGAGAGUCUAAGAAAGGAGUACGUCCUACUAAUCGAAGGCUUCUUCUCCGUUCCUUUGCCUCUAGUUUCCACCACCUACCGCCGGGCCAUUACCGCUAGGACAAAGGUGGCGGAAGCGUUGAGCUUGAUAGUGAGGCAGAGGAGGGAGGAGAGCGAAGCCGGGAAGAGAAAAGAGGACAUGUUAGGCGCACUUUUGGGCGGAGACACCGCAUUCUCAGAUGAGGAGAUUGUGGAUUUCUUGCUUGCUUUGCUGGUGGCUGGCUACGAAACCACUUCAACAAUCAUGACACUUGCCGUCAAGUUCUUAACGGAGACACCUCUGGCCCAUGCUCAACUCAAGGAAGAACAUGAGCAAAUUAGGGCGAAAAAGAAGUCGUCAGAGCCUCUAGAAUGGAGUGAUUAUAAGGCAAUGCCAUUCACUCAAUGUGUUGUCAACGAGACCUUGCGAGUUGCAAACAUAAUUAGCGGGGUAUUUAGGCGGGCAAUGACGGACGUUCACAUUAAGGGAUACACAAUCCCCAAAGGAUGGAAGGCAUUUGCAUCGUUUCGUGCCGUACAUCUAGACCAAGAUCAUUUCAAGGACGCUCGAACUUUUAAUCCAUGGAGGUGGCAGAACAAAUCUGGACCGACGACAAGCCCAUCAAAUGUGUUCACACCAUUUGGAGGAGGGCCAAGGUUCUGCCCCGGCUCUGAGCUUGCUAGAGUAGAAAUCUCCGUCUUCCUUCAUCACUUGGUCACUCGUUUCAGUUGGGUUCCUGCCGAGGAAGAUAAGCUGGUGUUUUUUCCGACGACGAGGACACAGAAGAGGUACCCGAUCAAUGUGCAGCGGAGGAACAAUGUGUCAUAUGGGCAAUGUAAAGAGUAAAGUAGUAGUAGAGCUGUAAGAACCUUUGAUCUCCAACCCAAUAAAAUUUAUUUAAUUAAUUAA